UCCUUCGACCGUUGGAUCACCCAGUGCGCAGAUCUCAAAGCAAUCAGUGGAUGAUCCAACGGUAGGCUUGAGGGUGCCCGAGAGCUCAAGCAUUUGAGUCUCUCUUACCAAUUUUGAUUUGCUCGACCUGAAACGGUGAGACCUCACCUAGAAGCGUCCCUCCUCCUCCUCCUUGCUCUCCGAGAUCUUCUUCCCGUCCUCCCAUUCCGAUUCCGAGGCGUGGGAACGCGGUGGGCGCUCUCAGUUUCCUCCUCAUCCGCCUCGGCCUCUAUAAAUACCGGCCGAUUUCUUGCCCCAGAGGUCUUCGCUCGCCUCGCUUGGUGGAGGGGAGUCUUUAGACCCCUUUCUCUCGCUCGCUCGCUCGCUUGCUCUUGCUCUCGAGGACUCCGAAAGGUCAAGAGACAGAUUGGAUCUCUUCUUGGGUUCUCAAUUCACAAAGUUGUUGCGUACCAGCAUCUUGCUGUGUGUCUCUAGCCUGGCAUGAUGGUUUCUUUUGAGAUGAAUGACCGCAAAAAGAUUGGACUGGGACUGACAGGAUUUGGUAUACUUUUUUCAUUUUUGGGAAUCAUUUUCUUCUUUGACAAGGGACUGCUAGCAAUGGGGAAUAUUCUCUUCCUGUCAGGUGUCAUGUUAACCAUCGGACUUAAAUCCACCAUGCAAUUCUUCACCAAGCGUAAAAACUACAAGGGUACAAUCUCGUUUGGAUUUGGCUUCUUUCUGGUCCUGAUUGGCUGGCCUGUCUUUGGCAUGAUCUUGGAGUCGUAUGGUUUCAUUGUUCUUUUCAGUGGCUUCUGGCCGACCCUUGCAGUUUUCUUGCAAAGGAUUCCUGUGCUUGGUUGGCUAUUCCAACAGCCAUUUGUAACAUCGUUCUUUGAUCGAUACAGAGGCAAACGUGUCCCAGUUUAACAAAGGAUCUUGUUGCUACUGAUUGGAUGGAAUCAUGCAGCACAAAGUUCUUUGUAAGAUAGCAGUUGAUUUUGUCAAACUCAUUCUUGCCUUGAUGUCUGCGAUAUCCCGUCACAAGCCAGCUAUGUUGAUAACUUAGCCAGCUCAUUCUUCGUAAGAUAGCCUACUCCUUGGAUGUUGGAUCGUGUUAUAGAAUUACAUUGCCUCCUACUGUGUCGGCUAUCUUUUCAAAGAUACUUUGACGGUUUUGAUUGCAACUGCUCGACAUCUUCCUGCUUCACGCGGGAAUGGUUAAAUCAGAAAAUGUUACAAGAGCCGCUUCGCGUUUGGUGGUUGUGGUGCUUUUAACUGGUGUGCAUGUUUGGGUAGGAAGUAAUGCAUUUGGUAUUUACCAUAUUAAAUUAGGAAUAUAUGGAAGGAGUUAUAGUUGUUAUUUCCAUCAGAGGAAGAGGCGAUUUAUCAAAAUUUGUGUGCCAAGUAUUAUGUUUGUGUUAGUUGGAUGGGGGAAAAGGCUACUGAAUUAUUAA
This is a messenger RNA of Phoenix dactylifera (date palm), 1433 nucleotides long. RefSeq names its product vesicle transport protein GOT1-like. Gene Ontology annotation, biological process: endoplasmic reticulum to Golgi vesicle-mediated transport; retrograde transport, endosome to Golgi. Lineage: Eukaryota; Viridiplantae; Streptophyta; Magnoliopsida; Arecales; Arecaceae. The record is from RefSeq and is a predicted model, not a curated record.